AUGAGAUGGGGUGAUGCCCCCUACAACAUUAUGCAUUCACAGGAUGUGCCUCCUAAGCAUUAUAGGCACGAUGAAGGGGCAAAAAAAAAGUUCACCACUGUAGGUAGCAAGAAAAGAAGUCCGCGUGAAGGAUGUUGCAAGUCUGCACGAGACAACAUCUACCUCGUCGUAGCUAAAUUUUUUGUUUUUGUUUCUUUAGCAUGGAUGCUAUGCAAGCUCAGCAAUUGCUCUGCAUGUAUAACACCGAAUGAGGAACACCAUUCGGGGAACCAAGCACAUUUUCCAUCGGAGGGACGAUCACUAUCAUCAUUUGGAGCAGCAUAUGAUGGAAGCGACGAUUCUCUGUGCAGUAAGAUUACCGACUCGUUGUGUGGUGGAAGUACCGAUUCGUUGAUGAGUGGAGGUAUCGCUUCACCGCUCAACGGAAGUACCGAUUCGUUGCGCAGCGGAAGUUCCGCUUCACCGCUCAAGGGAAGCAUCGAUACGUUGCUGAGUGGAAGUUCCGCUUCACCGCUCAAGGGAAGCAUCGAUACGUUGCUCAGCGGAAGUUCCCCUUCACCGCUCAACGAAAGCAUCGAUUCGUUGCUGAGUGGAAGUUCCGCUUCACCACUCAACAGAAGCAUCGAUUCGUUGCUGAGUGGAAGUUCCGCUUCACCACUCAACAGAAGCAACGACUCGCUGCAGCGCGAUGUGAUCAGAGCCAAUCAACACUUGACACUGUACUACAGAAUAGCCAACUCAAAGAAGCUACAGAAGCUGCUUGACAACAUAUUAAGAAGGGUAAAGAAAAACAAAAUUUUCAGAAAAAUUAUGGACAAGGCAAAAAAGAUAUGGAACAGUAAGCCGAUGAAAGUAGUCAGAUUUGUAGUCCCCUUUUUGCCAAUGAUUUCCAUGAUAGUGGCUGCAAUUACCACGUUGUGCAUGGGACUCAAU
Molecule: messenger RNA, 933 nt
Organism: Plasmodium cynomolgi strain B
Lineage: Eukaryota; Apicomplexa; Aconoidasida; Haemosporida; Plasmodiidae
Exons: 2
Source: RefSeq, a predicted model, not a curated record